Molecule: messenger RNA, 1008 nt
Organism: Ornithodoros turicata
Lineage: Eukaryota; Metazoa; Arthropoda; Arachnida; Ixodida; Argasidae
Product: putative nuclease HARBI1
Exons: 2
Coding region: 1-1008 (335 amino acids)
Source: RefSeq, a predicted model, not a curated record
AUGAAGUAUUUGAUUUUCUACGGGUCCCAUCCCAAGAUAUUUGGGUACGCAGAGAACAUUGUGCCAACACUGAGCCUGGAUGACUUCAAGAGCCACUUCAGGCUUCAGAGGUCAUCAGUCGAGAAAUUGGUGGCUAUGUUGUCGAGGGACGCCCACUUUUCCAUGGGACGGCCUGAGAUAGAGCUGGGGAAGCAGGUCUUGGUCCUCCUCUGGUGCCUGGCCAACCUGGAGUGCUUCCGCUCUAUUGCGGACAGGUUUGGCAUGUCAAACUCUACAGCAUGCCGUAUUGUGCAUCGCACUGCGGUCGCUGUGAUGGGCCAUGCUGCAGCCUUUGUUACCUGGCCACAAGGAGAUGAUGCACGUCGCACAAUUGAAGGCUUCAGGACGAAUGCAGGAUUCCCGGGCACCAUUGGAGCUAUUGAUGGAUACCAUAUUGAGAUAAAGGCUCCAAAGAAAGACCACCUUUCCUACAUCAAUAGGAAAGGUGUUCAUUCUGUAAUUUUACAGGCCAUCUGUGAUGGUGAAGCAAAGUUUCUUCACUGUACAGCUGGAGAAGCUGGAUCCGUCCAUGAUGCGAGGGUGUACCGCCGCUCUGAUUUCUUUACGAACAUCAGUGCAGAGACAUUCCCUUUCGGGAGCCAUCUCGUCGGUGAUGCAGCCUACCCUCUGAGUGAAAAUCUCAUGACGCCAUAUAGGAAUACUGGGAACCUCACGCCACAGCAUGUGAAGUACAACAAAAAGCAUGCCAAGACCAGAGUGGCAAUCGAGAGGGCAUUCGGGCUUUCAAAAGGGCGCUUUAGGAGGCUCCUUUACCUCGAGACAAGGAAGCCAGACAUUAUUGUCUCACUCAUCACGUGCGCCUGCAUCUUGCACAACGCAUGUUUGAUGUGGGGUGACGACUUCGAAGUCGCUACUGUUGAUGAAGUGCCAGACAGUGCUGGCGAACUGUAUGAAGGAAGUGAGAGAAGUGGUGUAGCAAAACGAAACUACAUUAAGAGUAUCUUGUAA